GGCGCGGGGCCGGUCCCGGGCGCGCUCCCUCCCCAGCGGCCGCGGUUGCACCGGCGCGGGCAGCGGGGCCGCGGCCCAGGGGCUCGUCCGUCGGCGCCAGCGGGAGGGGGAACGGGCCGCCCCCCGGGCUGCCCCCGGCAUGGGGCGCUGCUGGGGCCGCCCCGUCGGCCGGGCCCGGCGCGCCCCCGGACUCUGCCUGCGGCGCCGCCCGCGGGGCCUGUAGGGGCGGCCGCGCCGCGCCGGGCCGGGGGGAGCGGCGGCAUGAGGAGCCGCUGCGGGCACCGGCAGUGAAUGGGCGUCGCGGCGGAGCGGGAGGAGCCGGAGCCGCUGCCGCGAUGGCUCAGGAGAAAAUGGAGCUGGACCUGGAGCUGCCGCCGGGGAGCGCCGCGGCCCCGAGCGACGGGGGCGGCCUGAGGCGCUCGAACAGCGCCCCGCUCAUCCACGGGCUCAGCGAUAACUCCCAGGUGUUCCAGGCCAGCGUUCUGCGAACCCGCAGGAACAGCACCACAGUGAUGAGUCGCCACAGCCUGUUUGUGCCAUCGUCUCCUCUCCGCAUUCCUAGCAGCCGCCUUCAUCAAAUCAAACAGGAAGAAGGAAUGAAUUUGAUGAACAGAGAAACCGUGCGUGAAAGAGAAGUGCAAGUAGCAAUGCAGAUGAGCCACUCAUGGGAGGAGAGCUUGAGCCUGAGCGACAAUGAUUUUGAUAAAUCAUCAUCACCAAAGCAAGUAGACUUUGUCCCAGUUUCUCCAGCUCCUUCACCUACCAGAGGAAUAGGGAAGCAAUGUUUCUCACCAUCUUUGCAAAGUUUGGUGAGCAGCAGUGGGUUACCUCCAAGUCCCAGCCCAAGUCCAACCAGGCGGUUUUCAAGCAGGAGAAGCCAGAGUCCAAUCAACUGCAUUCGACCAAGUGUUCUUGGGUCAAUCAAAAGGAAAGGUGGAACAGAAAUAGAAGAUCAUCCAAAAAGGUUAUUCCAAGGAUCCACCAACAUGCUUGCCUCUGAAGUGUCUCAUCAGGCAGACCUUGGGGGAUGUCUGUCCUCACAUGCUCUUGAUGACAACAGAAGCAGUGCAGGCUCUUCCUGUGACUCACCAGCUGAAGUUGGCACCAGCACAGACUCUCCAGUCUCACUUCCUGACUCCAGAUCUCCUUUUUUACCAGUAGAUCUUACGGCUAAAUUGCCAAUUAAUUAAGAAGCAGAAGUCUGCUCAUGGACACCAAGGAAAAGACUGGCUAUCAGUAAGACUUCCUAUUGUGUGUAACUGAUUCUGUUCCUCAUAGGAACUUCCAGAAAUGUCAUUAUUUCUAGAAAACUUCCAGAAUAGUUCCUUGAGGAGGAAUUCACAUUUCUAGUGAUUUGUAUGACAUUUACUAAAAUAUAGUAAGCAUUUGAAUUGCAAACAUAAGUGAUGCUAACAGCAGUAAGCAAGCUUGUGGAUUUACAGUGGAGAUGGGCUUCUUGGCCUGAGUUACUAAUAACUGUACAUCUGCUUGUGGAAGACCUGGCUUUCCAACAGCCAGCACACCUUGUCCUCACUAAUAAGAAGUGGUCAUUAUGUAGUGACAGCUUUCACCUCUGUCCUCAGUCUGAAACCAAGGCAGCAGCUUACUAAUUUGUUUUUAUUCCCCAAGUGUUAGAUAUGUAUAUUUUUUGUCCUUCAUAUGAAAGGGGAAGUAUAAAGGGAGGGGGGAACUGAUUCUUGUGUUCUAUUAUGAUUGGCUGUUAAUCAGUUCUGUGUGCUAAUAGACAUCAAAAAAACAAGUUGGUAAAUUGUCAACUUAGAUUUAUAUGUUGGAUUUUAUUCAUGAUCAUGAAUUAUUAAUGGUCAUCACAGAAUUCUCUGAUUCUGUGAUUGUGACUGAACACAAAUUAGGUGUGAAACAUCCUUCUUGGGGUUUGUAUUGUUUUUCUUCCCCAUUUAGAUGAUGUAUCAGAGUGGUAGGUGCUCUGUGAAAGGUCUUUUAAUAGAGGAAAAAUAGUAAUAAUGUUUGGCACAAAGCAUUAAAUGCUGAGGUUUUAGUAUUUAGUAUUUCAGAAGUGCAUAUUUUAACAGACUGUUCUUCUUCAUAUGUGACUUUUGUUGGACAAAUAGAGUGAGGAAUCAGGCUGAGGUGAUCAAACAUAUUUAGUCUCCUGAUGUCACCUCCUCAAACAAUGGCAUCAAGUUAUUUCUGCUGUUGAAAACUUCAGAUGCUGAUGGGAAGUCUAGAUUUUGGUAAUCUGAGAUGUUUCAGGACUCUUGUACUGCCUUUAAAAAGUCAAGGGUUGAGGCAUCCUGGUCUCAACUCGGAAGUUCCCCAAACAGGAGGAGGAACAUGCAGACCCCACCAUAGAUGGCUGGUUUUGGUGUUUGUCUUCUGUUGUGCAGUUGAACUUCCCAGGCUGAGUCCCCACUGGUACCAGUGUGAGUGUGUCUGUACUAUGUGGUUUCAAGCCUUCUCCCCAGAGAGGUUAAUAAUGAAGCAACAUGUUGUAUUUUUAAACACUAAAUCUUUGUAAUGUGUAGUAAAGUGAGAAAAGUAUGGAAACUUCCUCAAGCAGGAGAAGAGCCCUCUCUGAACUCUGCUGUGGAAGAUUCCCAUGGAUGAAGCUUUGAUUGGCAGCAGCCAUCCAGAUCAGACAUGGAUGACUUGGAGUGCAAAGACCUGGGGACCACCAACCAGUUUCCUAUGUCCUUACUGUAGAAAGCAAACAAAAUGUAUUUCAUGGUUUUACUGGGUUCAAGGAAGAGAUGACAUGGUUUGCUUCUGACUUCAUUCCUCUUAACUUCUUGUAAUAGUCAACUUCCUGACUGCAGUUCCUUUUGGAAUUCAGGCUGCCCUUCCUCCCCGUGGCAGAAGGACAAGCUUGUGUUUCAUGUCUGUUUGUCCUGUCUAAUAUGGCAUCAUUUCCUUUUGCAAUUUCAGGUAUGUGCCAAAGAGUUGCUGUGCAUUCACUCUUUUGUGGUGAGGGCAAGACUUUUUCUUUUUUUUUUUUUUUUAAUUCUCAUUUAUUUCUUAAGAAUGAACCUCCUGGUGUCUCUUCCAGUCUUUUUUUUCUAAAGAUGCAUCAGUUAGAGGAGUUUAAUAGUUGUGUGUGAGUAAACUUGUCUCUUUUCUGUUGAAUAUUUAUGCUAUUUUUCAAAGAAGUGCCAAUAAAUGGAAAAAUAAACAUG
Apus apus (common swift) is the source of this 3152-nucleotide messenger RNA. Its product is annotated as P2R1A-PPP2R2A-interacting phosphatase regulator 1. The coding region runs from base 336 to 1190 and encodes 284 amino acids. Gene Ontology annotation, cellular component: cytoplasm; nucleus. Gene Ontology annotation, biological process: mitotic G2/M transition checkpoint. Gene Ontology annotation, molecular function: protein serine/threonine phosphatase inhibitor activity. The record is from RefSeq and is a predicted model, not a curated record. The transcript has 10 exons. NCBI's taxonomy places the organism in Eukaryota, Metazoa, Chordata, Aves, Apodiformes, Apodidae.